AUGUGGCGAGACCGAACGAAUCUAUACAUCUCCUACCGGCAAUCAUUCACGCACCACCCGGCCAAGAAGCCACGGUAUAUCGGCUCGACCAAUGGCUUCUCUGACACGCCGUCGCACGCGGAGGAAAGCAGGAGGCUGAUCGGGGAUACGGCGGGAUUCGAUGACGAUGGCGACGCCGUGAUUGAAAUGGACGUGCUGCCCCCGCGCUGGGUGGACAUACAGGACGAGGUGACGGAGUUGCUGGCGGACAUUGCGCAGAAGUCGGCACACCUCGACAAGCUGCAUCAGAAACACCUUCUGCCGGGAUUCGGAGAAGAGGAGGCGCGCAGGCAGGAAGAGGCGGUCAUCGAGCGGUUCACGCAGGAGAUCACGCGAGCUUUCCACGACUGCCAGAAAGCUGUGCAGAAGAUUGAGACGAUGGUGCGCGAGGCGAAACAACAGGGUAGUGUCAGUAAUGGGGACGAGACCAUGGCGAAGAACAUCCAGAUCUCCCUGGCGUCGAGGGUGCAGGAUGCGAGUGCGCGGUUUAGGAAGAAGCAGAGUACCUAUCUUAAGAAACUACGAGGAUUGGAAGCUGGCCCUUCGCCAUUCGAUCGCGCGCCUACACCGCAGAACCCUUACACAGAUCCCUCGUUGAUGGAAUCCGACGCGGACAAAUCCUUCUCGCAAUCGACUCUCAUGCAAACAUCGCAACGAAUGACCGGCGAGAACGACGCUGCGAUCAUGCAGCGGGAACGAGAAAUCAACGACAUCGCCAAAGGCAUCAUCGAACUCUCAGACAUCUUCCGCGAACUGCAAGCAAUGGUCAUCGAUCAGGGGACCAUGCUGGACCGAAUAGACUACAACGUGGAAAAGAUGGGCACGGAAGUCAAGGCCGCCGAUAAGGAGCUUAAAGUGGCCGGCAAUUACCAACGACGCACCAUCAAACGCAAAAUUCUACUCUUACUGGUCAUUCUCGUCGCCGGCAUGUUCAUCCUCCUGCUCGUGAAGCCCAAGAACAACAACUCGUCCCCUCCAGAGCCCGCGCCCGCUCCUCCGUCUUCGCCGCCGCCUCCAUCAAACGAGCAAGCGCCCGAUGCUGUGCCCCGAAAUUUCGAACUUGUUUAUCGCCGAAAGAGGCGCCCGGCAUUGGACCGCUCCGUGCGGAGAAAAUGGGAAGAUCCAGGCAUAUAUCGAUAA
Aspergillus melleus is the source of this 1179-nucleotide messenger RNA. It is a transcript of the gene tlg2, whose product is annotated as t-SNARE syntaxin TLG2. Gene Ontology annotation, cellular component: endomembrane system; membrane; SNARE complex. The record is from RefSeq and is a predicted model, not a curated record. Gene Ontology annotation, biological process: intracellular protein transport; vesicle-mediated transport; vesicle fusion. Gene Ontology annotation, molecular function: SNAP receptor activity; SNARE binding. NCBI's taxonomy places the organism in Eukaryota, Fungi, Ascomycota, Eurotiomycetes, Eurotiales, Aspergillaceae. The transcript is spliced from 4 exons. Bases 1 to 1179 code for a protein of 392 amino acids.